AUAUUAGAGCUAGUAUAUAAAUAAUAAUUUGUAAGUACACAUCCCUUUUGGAAAUCAGCUUUUGCUGAAAAGGCCAAUGUGUUUAAAUAAAGUUGAUCUAUCUAUCUAUCUAUUUCAAAAACGCUACGGUUAAAAAGAGAAGACCAGCUCCUCGGCCUCGAAUCACCGAAUGUACCCCGCUCAAGCCACUCCCGCAGUCCCGCUAACUCCCGCUAACUCCCGCUCGAAAGAACGAAAUUGGGCAUGAUCGAACUUGAACUUCGCGAAACAGGCUCCCUAAUUUUCCCGCCCGCGGGAAAAGCAAUCUUCUGUCAACGAUUCGAAAGCAACAUGGCGCAUGAAACGAGCUUUAUAGUGGAGUAUAGUGACAGCGAAGACGAUUUAUACAAUGGUAUGUUUGAUAGUGAUUGUGAAGGAAUGUCAUCAGCAGAAGAACUUGAUUUGGAAUUAGGAUUGUUUGACGAUAAUUCAAGGCAAGUUUUGAAGGCGUUCUAUAUAUAACUUUAUAUCCUAUUUUGAUAAUAAAUGUAAAUGUGUAUAAAGUACCUAGCUAUAUAAUCGAUAUAAAGACAUAGCACUCAAUGCAGUAUUAUAAAACGUCAUGUAUAAAGUUGAAAACUGUAACGAAGGAACUUGGUAAACAACAAUUUCCAUGUACAAUGUUUUUAAAAAAAAUUAGGAAAUCAAUUGGUGAUUUCUCACCAAAAUCUGAUGCCUGGGGGUCAGCACUUGUCUUCCACGGGCCGGAGGGGGGGGGGGGGAUUACGGGCAUACCCAGGGGCAAUUGACAUUUUCGAGAAUUUGUUUGUCAAUAUUCCUCUCUCAAGGGCAGCAUAGAACUGUCAAUUAAUGUUGAAUGCCGAAGAGAUUGGGGGCGGACCAUUAGAAAUCCCGGGAUUGGGGGUGAAAAUUCAAAAAAAAAAAUUUGUGGAAAGGAAAAUGCCUGGAAAAAAAAUUCGUGCAGCCAUUACGUCAGAGAAAAAAAAUUUGUGCAAGCAAACAGCGAAGUACAAAUAGUCUUGAAAAAAAAUUCGUGCAGAGGUUAAAUGCAUUAAAAAAAAUUCCUGCAGAGACACGAGACUGAAAAAAAAAAUUCGUGCCGCAAAAAUUUUAUACCCCCCCUCCCGGGAUUUCUAAUGGUCUGCCCCUUGAAUGACCAACACUUUAAUAUAUAAUAUAAUUAUAAACUAAUUGACACAAAUUUAUCGACAACAGUUGAUAUUUGUGGAAAAUAAAACCAUGGCUCUGUAAGGAAUCGGAGCAAAUAGAUCAAAUGUAUAAAUACACUUGAUAUCAGAAUGGUCUACAGUUGUAUAAAACAGUUUUAAGUUCAACCAGAAACUGCAACUCCACGAGGGUAAUUGACCACCAGCUUUAUCUAUCUUGAUAUUGAAGUAGAACCUGGACACUAUUAAAAGUGUGAAAUAUAAAGAAAAAAAAUGCGACAAAUAAAAUAGUCUUUCCUUAUUGUAAUUUUGGCAUUACAAAUCAAUUUACAGAAGUGGAUGGUUUGUUUGAACAUGAAAUAAGAGGGGAUUUGUAAUACCCUGAGCCUUUCAACUGCAUCUACAGGUUCAGCCAUUUUGUAUUUUUACACAAGGUUUUAAAAUUGAAAAAAUGUUAAAAAUCCCCAUCCUCUGGGGGGUUGCUGCAUGUUAAAAGAAUUUAAUGCUCCACCUCAUAGGCAUUAAUUUGUUGUCAAUUGCCUGUGUAUGCCCGCACUCCCCCAUUGGGGGAAGACAUCAGUUGGUGCAUUAUCAAAUUGAUGUGACGUCAUUUUCGGCAGAUGGAAAAGGUGUUAAAUGGUGGAAAAGGUGUUAAGGUGGCUCCCUAGGGUUUUAUUUCCGGGGGUUACUCUUCGUAUAUAUGUAAACUAAAACUUGUGUGACUUCGAACGGACGUUGUGUUUUUAUAUGGAACUCUUUUGAAACAAAAGUGUGAACUUUAGUUGAAAGCAUAAAAAUAGUUCUAAAAGACAAAACGAUACUUGGAUGUGAUGUUUCAAAAGAAGAUAAUGUAAACUUGUUUUUUUUCAAGCGGUAUUCUGGAAGUUUUUUGAACCGCCGUACGCCAGGUUCGAUCGCGAACAUUGGGAUAUGAUAUAAAGUUUUCUCAAGAAUUUGCAGUGUUUUCUCCACAAUCUAGCAGCACUUAUGACAAUAAAGAUGACUUAAAUAAUGAGCCCUCUACUGGUGAAAUGAGCAGGGCCGAAACUCCAAACAUACCACCAUAAAAACUGAAAUUUGAACGGGCAUUUUGCGAAAACAUCCGACGUAUGUACUAACUCGCACGGGACGAAUUUUGACAAACAUUUUUCAAAUUAAUAUCAAGAAAUCAUAAUUAAUAAUUACCUAAAUAUCUUUGUCAAUUUUACAUGUAUAAUCCACGCUUAGUUGACCAAUAACCGACACAGUUAUAAACAGUAUAUCAAACAUCUAAUAUGGGGUAACACAUACAAAAAGAGAACACAAAAAUUAGUAAAUAUUCAGAAAAAGAUUAUUCGUCUAAUGACGUUUAAUUCUUACUUUGAACAUACCGAACCAAUAUUUAAGGAGUUAAAAAUACUAAGCACUUAUAAAUUGAAUCAAUACCUAACAAGUUUAUUUAUGUUUUGAUAUCAUAAUUUGAAGAAUUUACCAGAAACAUUCGUAAAUUAUUUCAUACCCAAUAAUAAAAUACAUGACCAUGGCACAAGGAAUGCAACUAAGCUUCACAAGACUUAUAAAAGAACGAAUUAUGUAAUCCAUACUCUUUCUAACAAAGGAGUUGAUGUUUGGAAUAGCAUAGCAUCUAAAUACAAAUCUAUUUUCUCAUAUAGUACUUUUAAAAUUAAAAUAAAAAAUUAUUAUAUAUUCAACAAUGGAUGUAUAAUGGUUUAAAAUAUAUUAUCACUUUCUUUACUGUAUAAAUAUACAUAUAUAUAGUAUCCUCCACUUCGAAUAUAUAUAAUUAAGUUUAUAUGCAUGUUAAUGUUUUAUUUUAUACUUGUUAUAUACGCUUUUAUCUUUGUUCAAUCUAAUAUAUUAUUCGAACUGACUAAAUAGAAUGAAACAAUGCAAGUAUAGUCUAUAUGGGUCUUAAUUAAAAAGCCUAGUUGGUUUCUAGAAGGCUCCUAGCCUAUCCAAAACAAUAGAAAAAUAAAUGUAAAUAACUUGAUAUUUUUUACGGGCGUAAAUAAAAAAAAAAAAAAAAUAAAUAAUUCAUAUUUUGUGAUUUCAAAAAAGUCUUGCCUUGUUCUGCAGAAUGCCUGUACACGUCAGUUGGGGUAUUAAAUUGUUCGCGUAAAAAUCUAGUAAAAUUGCGAAAAUUAAUCCCAAAUUUCUCCGUUUUCCUUCGGUAAAAUUUUUUAAAACUUUGCACAUUUUUUAGUACCGGCACAGCAAGUGCAAUAUCCUUUUUUAAAAAAAUUAAAUCGAAGGGAAAAUUUUUAAUAUUGAUUUUUGACGUUUUUUCAAUUUUCUAAGAAACGUAUCGAUUUAAUUUUUUUAAAUUGAGGGAAAAAAAUUAUUAUACAAGUAUGACCUUUUAUGCAAAGUUUUAAAAAAUUUCACCGAAGGGAAUUUUUAAAAUGACCUGAAAAAGACAAAUUUUGGGCUUUAUUCUAAGCAUGUUGUUGCCAUGACAACAGAUUUUUAACACAAAAGUUGCAAUUUUUAAUGUUCAGGAGAACAUUGUCAAUGUGUCCAAUAAAUUUCGUUUUCAUAUCAUGUAAAGUGAAGAAACAGGAGUCUCCUGAAUACUAUAGUGUAGUAAAUUAAAAAACCCUAGGGAGCCACCUUAAAUCAGUGAACACCGUUUGACACCAUCCGAAUAAUUUUGGCAUCACUUGUUCUACAUACGUGUUAUUUUUGGCAAUAAUUGCUCAGCGUCCUACGUAGACAUACUUCAGAACGUAAUUGUGUCACUAUUUUAAUCUUCCUGAAACUUGAUAUACUUGCAUAAAAUUCUAGCAGACUAGCACAAAAAUACGAGAGUCUGAUAAUUGACGUCCGCUUAAGUAGAUAAGUACUUACCAGUCCUAAGCCUAUUUAGUUACUCGCGAAAACGUCAUAUUCAACUUGCAAAGUUGCCUGUUUGCUGAGUUACUCACAUAGCGCUAAUUGCAUCAUCGAAAUUCGAAAGUCAACGUGGUUUUAUUUGCUUUUAGACAUCUACCACGCGCAAGCUAGGUGUUUUUUAGGUACAUGUUUUACUAAAUUGUUCACUAUGACUAUGAAUAGGCCACGCCCAAUCGAGUGACCACGCCCACUUGAUUUUCAAGACCGUCCCCCCACUUCUAAAAUUAGCAAAACAUCACUGGUGCUAUGUAAUCUGCUUGAGGGUGGAGGUGUAUGUGAUUAGGGUACUUUACAGUUUAAUUACCAUACCCAUAUAACACAAAUAUAUGAUGACCAUGUAUUUUAAUUCUAUGGAGAGUUUUCCCAUUCUUUAAUGACAUGUUUUGCUGGAGUAUAUUCAGUGAUUACUUGGGUACAGUAAAGUGUAAAUUUAAUUCCUGUGAUUGCAAGGAAUUGGAGAAGGGGAAUUGUUCACAUGAGGUACUUGCUGGAUAAAUUUUAAACAAAAUUUUGGUUGUUUGCAAUUUUCAUCCAACAUGCAAAGAUCUCCUUAUCCUUCAAAUCCCAUGGAAUUAAUAUAGGUUUACACCACUUAUUUGCAACAUCCCUCAGAUAAUUUAGCCUAAUUCUAAUAACCCACUGGGCAUGUGACGUUGUUUCAACAUUGAAAUUUGGUAGAAAAAGGGUUUUGACGCCGACAACGUAAUCUCAUGCAAUGUCGUUUCAACGUGUCCAUCCAAUUUGCAUUUGUAUUUAUCCAAUUUGUAAUGUACAUCCAAUGUUGAUGCAACGUUGAAUUAACGUUGUUUUGUCCACUGGGAACUUUGUAUGAUUGAAGUUGCUACCUAAAAUCAAAUUGAGAUUUUUGGUGGGUAUAGUUGGAACCAUUAAUGUAUACUUGAAGCUGGAGAUCUCUGGCAUCAUGUUAUAGGAAUUCCUAUAGGAAUACAGUAGUCCAAAAUUCCCAUAGGAUUUCCUGUUGGAAUUCCUAUAGGAAUUUUUCGUAAGGGUGGUGUUACAAAAUUGAGUACUAUGUUUAAUGUUUGUAUCUAUUGAAUGCUAUAUGUAGAGCAUGAAAUUGACAUUUUAGCUCUGGUUAGCUCUAAUUGUUUCGUUUUUCUCACUUUUGUGCGAAGAUUUCCGUGCUCUGAGAAGAUUUCCGUGCAAUUUGCGUUUCACCUUAAUGACUUGAAACUUUUCAUAUAUUUUAGCAUAUGAUGCUAAAAUAUUUAAAAAGGAAAAGAACAAAGAUGCCUCUCUUUCAAAACUGAGCAGAAACUGGGAGGUGUAACCUGUUGUCAGCUGUGACAUAAAAUAUACCAAAUCUAUGGCUUGCAGAUUUCCUUAAAAUGUGUCUAAAAUGCAUGAAAUACUAGAAAAAAAUGCCACUGGCUGGCUAGACGGUUACAGCCCUCAGCCCCCAUUCACUUGGGACUAUGCCCCUAUUGGUGUACUGUACAUCGUCAAACCUUUAUUUUGUUAACCUAGAGUUUAAAAUAUACACAAUAACAAUGCUUGGCUGCCAACUGCCUUCCUCGUUUGAACGAGGAUAACUGUAUUUCUAGCUUUAAUGUGGAAGCAUUGAUUUUAAGACCAUGAAAAGCAGAAAGAUCUGCUGAAACAAAAGUGUGACAAUAUAUUAGCCACCCUAAUAAUCUGCAAGGUGUCUGCCGUAUUAUAUUUUACACUAUCAAUCUGCAUGUAGUGAUAAUUAGCCAUUAAUAUCUCACCUGGGUUCAGAGGUUUAACUCAUGACGGCUGAACGCGAGCACCACCUGAGUGCAGGCUACAGCUUCAGCGAAACAGGAAACCUUCUGAUCCAGGGUAUAAAUAUAUGAUCACAGGGAAAUGGGGUUGAAAUGAGCGGGCUUCAGGUUGCCAGUUGCGACCAAAUUGUUCAUCUGGCGACCAGAUCUUUCCCAAAGGUACUGUAGUCCUUGUGGCGACUGAGAAAAAAAAACUUAAAAUAAUAAAGUAAUUCUAAAGCCUUAAACUCGGUGAGUCUGUGAUCAUGCAUUUAUUCUGUCAGGGCCGCAACUAGACGCGAUAAUUGGGGAGGGGGCAUAUUCAUAUUCAUGUUCACAAACCGUAAAAGCAAUCACUUUCAAAAGAAAUUAGUAGGGCAGAACACGAAUAUAUGAAUACCCACUAUCUACGAUACGCACCCCACCCGUCAAUUAUCGCGUCUAGUUACGGCCCUGCAUUCGGGGUUUUCAUAAAAUUUGGCAACACAUUAAACAACUGAUAUUAAAUUUGGUAAGCUUUCUUUAUAACCAUGAAUAAUCACAUUGGUUCAGUCUUUAAAAAAAUAUUUAAAUCAACCGGAAUUAUUUCUAAAAUUCGGCAUUAUACGAAUCAAAAUAAAUUAAAAUUGCUUUACUAUGCCCUUGUCUAUCCUUAUCUUACUUACGCUAAUUUAGCUCGGGGUAACAUGUACCCUUCAAUAUUGCAAAAAUUGUCGAGUGUACAAAAGAAAAUUGUGUGUCUAAUCACUUUCAAAUCGUAUUCUAAGCACACGGAACCAUUAUUCAAAAACAUCAUUUACUAGUGAAAUUUAUUAAAUAUUUACAAAAUAAAUUAUUAUUUGACCAGUUUAUUUAUGUUUCAAUUUUACAACAUGAACAAUAUGCCCUAAAUUUUCAACAAUUUUUUCAAAACUAAUAAUGAAAUUCAUCAUCACAAUUCACAAUACUAGAAGUUCCAAAAAACUACAUAAAACGUACACCCGAACUAAUUACAUAAGACAUACUCUCUCCAAUAAAGGAGUAGAAAUUUGAAAUAAUUUGAACGAAGAUUUAAAAUCCAUUAAAUUUUACCAAUCGUUCAAAAAACAAGCUAAACUUUAUUAUCAAAUACAAGAAUUUUAAUACAGCAUUAUAUUCUUCAUGGACUUCUAAAACAAUGCUUCCAUCAUCAUGCACUCCUAACUUCGUAUUGUUGUAUAUACUAUAUUGUAAAAUUAUAUCACAACUUUCAUUAAAAUUGUACGUUUGAAUUAUUUGCUGUAAUUAAUAGGGGCCUUGUACUAAAAGCUUCUUUAAGUUUCUUAAAGGCUCCUAGCUCUAGUAUUCAACUGAUGUUAUACUGUAUAUUCUAUCUUCUUUAUUUGGACACUCUUCUAUACUACUCAUCCAAGUCAGCUAGUGACAUUAAGAAAUACGUAAACGAGGACCUUAACUUGAUCUCUCAGUGGCUUGAUCAAAACGUACUUACAUUGAACUGCAAAAAAUCUAUUAAAGUUCGUCCUGUUUGGUAUAUCAGCCGUCUGAAGUCGUUCACUAAUAUAUCCAUACAUGUCAACGAACAUCAACUUGCCCGUGAACGUACCUUUAAAUAUCUAGGUAUAACUUUCUCAGGAAAAUCUCACUUGGUCUGACCAUUUAAAUAAUAUUUCAACAAAAAUUGACCAACGCAUCGGACUGCUAAGAAGAAUUGAAACCUUCAUUCCACUCAAAACUAGACUUAUCAUCUACAACGCUCUUAUUCUUCCACUAGUUGACUACGGAGAUAUUAUAUGGGGUCACAAGAAUAACUCCUCCUUAAUGGAUCAACUACAAGUUCUCCAGAAUAAGGCUGCAAAGACCAUACUUGACGCUCCCUACCUACCCUCAUCCACUGAAGCCCUCAACAUAUUACACUGGCAUCCACUUGCCCACCGACGCAAACUACACCGAAUGCUAACCAUAUAUAAAUUUUAAAAUAAUUUAACAGAGUUUAAUCUCGAACUGCCUAAAACUAAUCGUUUAUAUAACACAAGACGCGGAGAUUAUAUAUAUAUACCUCUGUAAGCCGAUGACAAACUGGGGAAAGCAAAAAUUGCUUUACGAGGCUUGUAAAGAGUACAACGAUUUGAACUAUAAAUCUAUAAUACUAGAUCCAUUGAACAAUUAGGAACCUUCCUAAAAUGAACUUCUCAAAUCUCUAUCUUUAUAAUACUCAUACAGUAUAUUUAAAAUAUAACUUACUAACCAUAGAUAGCUUAUAUACACUAGAUUGUGCAUCUGAUUAUUCUGCAAUUCAAAAUUGAAGCCGUGAUUGCAGUCUCAUGUCGUUCCCAUGAAAUGAGAAGAUUCUUAUGUUUUCUAUUUCUUAAACAGGGAACUUAAACAUUAAGUUAACCCUAUUCCAAAUACAUUUUUAGACUAUUCAAAUGAUGAAAGUUAUUGUUGUUUUUAAGAGUUUAUUAGCAAGUGGGAACGACCAACAUGGCCGCCAUCUAUUCAAAUGGGGAUAACCGCUAGAAUAUUCUUGGCUUCAAUUUUACUAAAAGAGAUUCGCUAUCUAGUGUAUAUAAGAUAUCUAUGUUACUAACUCUUUGUAUCCUUGUAACUAGCAAUCAUGUAUACUAUAGUCUCAUAAUUUUUCUGGUAUAGGCGCUAUCAUAUAUAUCCAUAUACCAAUAUGUAAAUACUGCACGCACACUACAGGGUGUCCCCAAAAAAUGCCCCUGUCAUAUUUGGUGGUAUUACUUCGCUAUAUUUAAUCAAAGGUUCAAAUUUUUUGCAGUGGGUUGUAAAACAAUCAUAUUAUAUUAAUCGUAGUAUUUAUCUCACCAAAAUACUUAACCGUUCGGCUUCUAGAGAUACUUAAGGUGGCGACACCAAUUUUGCAACCCGUCCAAAUUACAGAAAUUAGGUUAAAAAUAAUGCAAACUUUGCAGAACGAUUUCUAAAGUUUCUACCCACCUUUUGCUCAAAAACAAAAUUUUUUUUAUCUCUAUUAUUAAACUUUUGUUUCUUGUAGAAAUUAAUAAAAAAAAGAUGAAAAUCCCUGGCAAAUUGACAAAGGCAAAGCUAAGGUUGGGAAAAUGCCUUAAAUUUGCUGUUUUCCGUUCAAUUUGUUCCAUGAAAGAGCAAAUGUUGGGAUUUCGUCACUAGUCUUUCCCCUUUUCUGGGGAUUGCUUCAUUAUUUUUACAGAAAAUUAAUUUGCGAUUUUGGCUACAACUAAUUACCAGUUUUAGAAAAGAUAUGUAGCCAUUUACCAUUAAAAUAUUUUAUGACGUUCCGUAAUAUGUUUUUAAAAACCUAAUAUCCUCAAUUUGGACAAGUGGCAAUAUUGGUGUCGCCACCUUAAGUAACUCUAGAAGGCGAACGGUUAAAUAUUUUGGUGCGAAAAAAUGCAACGAUUAACGUAAUAUGUUCAUUGAUAAAAAAAAAUGAAAAAAUUUGAAUAUUCGAUUACAGGUAACGAUGUAGUACCACAAAAUAUGAAAGGGGGCAUUUUUUUGGGACACCCUGUAUAUAUAUUUUCUAUACUUUGUAUUUUAAUGUUUUGCAGGAACCAUCUGAAAAACACUUCUUGUGAUGUUGGUUUCCUGAAUAAAUAUUAUUAUCAUUCAUUCAUCUUAAUUAUGUAAAUAGGACGUAUUUUUAAAUAAAUAAAUAAAAAAUAAAUAACCCUGUUAUUUAAUAAUAGAAUACGAUAUAUUUAAUAUUUUUUAUCCAGAAAUUUGGACUCGCCUUACAGUGAAGACAUAACUGUUGGUCCCAGUGAAGAAGCUGAAACUUAUCAUAAAGGUGGCGGAUAUCAUUUAUAUCUUCAAAAAUGUUUUACUUCCUUUAAAUUGGUAAGUGAUCUAUUCUCAAAUGGUACACCAUCAACAGGUGUGGUAAGUGUUGGCAAGGUUGGAUUCCCUACCUCUUUGAGCGAUGUGAAAGAGUGGGCGAGGACUGUGGAAUUUGGUGACAUGAGAUGGGAGCGUCUAUCAAAUAUUUUGACAUUGCAGUGGCUGGACCAUCAACCUAUCUCAAUACUCAGUACUAUUGAUAGUGCAAAUGAGGUGGCACUUCUACACAGGAAAGUUAAGAGAGAUAACAAGUUAGAAAAAAUUGAUGUGAAUGUGCCCAAAGUUAUUCAAAAAUAUAAUCAGUGUAUUAAUAAAGUUCAUAGAUAUGAUCAUACUGUUAUGUCUAAUAACGUGUUACAGAAGUGUUAUAAGUGGUGGAAAACUUUGUUGUUCCAUUUAAUUGAUAUGUCAGUUAUUAACAGUUUUAUUCUUUUCCAGGAACAGCGAAGAAAUAAUCCUGAUAAUAAUUCCCCGGAACGUGGGGAGAAGUAUUAUGGCAUAGUUGAGUUUAGAGAGGCCCUAGUGAGGCAAAUUUGUGGUUUAGCAGAUUAUGAUGUGCCUCCAUCCUAUGUGAGUGGAAAAGAAAAACCUGUUCACGAGUAUGAAACACUCCAUAUUCCGAAGUUAGCAAAUGUGAGAAGGGUUUGUAAAGUAUGUUACAAGGCAGGGCGGGGACAGUUAACUGUUUCAACUUAUUGCUCAGCUCCACAAUGUCAGAAUUUUCUGCACAUUCGAUCUGACAAGAAUUGUUUUGAGGUAUGGCAUACAAAGGAGUAUCAUCAGCAGUGAUGUGUUGUGCAUGGGUUUUUACUUCGGUGAUUAGAUAUUUUUGUCGGCGAUCAUGCAAAAAUUGCUAAACUUCACGAUUUAUCAUAAUACAUGUACCAUUUUUGUGUGCUAUUGUAACUCUGGCCCAUUCUAAACUACAGAACCUGAGAACCACCGAAAGUUUUGAAAAUGUUAACUAUGCUCCCAUGCUUGGCUACUUCCGCAGUUGCACUUUUCCAUGUUCUUUAAAAUAAUAAGUGAUACAUCUAAAACCUGCUCUCUUAACGAACGACCUUUGCUCGAAACGCAGAAGUAUUAUUAAGGAUUCUCAUUCUGACGAGUAGCGACAUCCUGAGAUUUCGUAUAUCUACACUGCUACUCAACUUAACAGUUUUAACUAAAAUAGAUCUGUAUUAAAACAGCAUCGUAUUCUCUACUUCUGACAAAAUUAUGCAAUUUUCUAAAAGGGAAAAGGACUGUUUCUAAACUUUAAAACUCUAUGAUUGGAAUGAUCAAAUAAUUUGUGUCGAAUUAGUCUAUUCCAUCUAGAGGUGUGCAAAUCCAUCCGAAUCCGAUUCGUUCGGAUUUCGGAACCAAAAUAUUCAUAUCGGAUCGGAUUGAUAAAGUUGCGUGGUAGUCGGAUCGGACUUCGAUAUCCGAAAUAAAAUGAAUUAAUUAUCCACACAUUAUCGCAAGAAUUAAUUAUCCAUGCAUUUAUCAAAGCAUUAUCGCGGUUGUCGCUGCAUUAUUCGUUUGAUACUUCAAUUGGACGUCACUUUGUCAGCUUCUUGACAUGUAUUUCUUGCUUUUAUAUUUAUUUGGUUAAAUAUUUCAACUGGAAUGAGAAAUUUAUUUUAUUAAAUCGAUCGGAUCGGAUUGGAAUUCUUUAUCAAAAUUCGGAUCGGAUUCGGAUUAGACAAUUUCGGAUCGGAUUUUAAACAUUAGGCAAUUGUCGGAUUAUAAACGUCCAAUCCGAUCCGAUGCACAUCUCUAAAUUUCAAUCAUUCAUUCGUGAUCAACAUACACACCCUUUCUAUAAAAGGCACGUGGGUGCAUGUAUGUGAGCGUAAUUCAACAUUAUUGUCCUUUUGAAUAUUAUUAUCCUGUUGAAAAACAACUCUAUAGCCUUUCUCACGAAGGCCAAAAUCCGCCAUUUUGGGGAUAUUGUCUGCCCUCGUGAAAGAUUCUUGACAAUUCAAACAACGUGAAAAGCGACUUAUUUUUAAAUUUACCAUUAUACAAACAACUACAAUACUAAAAAGUUGUAUUUCGUGGUGCGGAGACUCUCAAACGUGGGAGAGGUAGUACCCCCAAAAUGGCUGUAAAAUUGGCGGUGUGAAAGGCUAAUUGAAGGUGAAUGCGCUUGUCAUUUUCUGGAGUUUGUCUACUUUGACAUGUUGAGUGAAAACGUGAAUGCUGUGGAUUGAGAAAGGUAUUGCAACUACCUGAAAUGCAAACAGAACUUAGAUCUUUCUAGUGAAGGCCCUUGAUCGGAAGGCGAAAGCCCUCCACUCAUCGGCGUGCACUGAGUGUCUCAAAAACAAUGCAAUAGCUGUGUUCCAUUUUUUAUACAGUCUAUUAUUAGUAAGCAUUGAAAAAUCUAAGAUAUUAAUUUUGACCCAAAGAUUACUAGUAUAGAGCUGUGCGCCGGAGCCGGAGCUCCGGCAUAUUUUGCCGUUGUUGGAAAACUCUGGCAGAGAAAAUUAUGAAACAUUAUUUCAUAUUUCUAUGAACUUUUGGAAAUAGAAAAUUAAGUUGAAUGAUUUGAACUAAGUUACUAUAAAGUUUAAUCACUUGCUCCGAUCCGAUUCGUGGUUAUGAAAUUCUUCAAGCGCAUUGCUAUCGCUUUUGAUUUUUGUAAAUCUGCUGACCCCGAUGUAUUUUGGGCGAAAAUACUACGCUGCCAUGCCAACAUGCGGUUUUACGUUCUGCAAAACAUUGUUUAAACAAGCACCGAAUCACGUAUAUGUGAUAAGUGAAAGAGAAAGCUCAAAAAGGAAUAAAAUAAAUUCUGAAAUUACACUGAAAUACUUUCGCCUGCUUCCACUUUUAAAUAUGAAAUUUCCUUGCAGGAGCCGGAGUUUUGACUGCCGGAGCCGGAGCUAAAAUAACGGGAGUUUGCACAACUCUAUAUUAGUAACGAUAGUGUUUUAAUAUUAUUUUUAAAAUAUUUUUUAAAAUAUACAUAUUUUUUUCGUUCUUUUUGAACAACAUUUUUCAUACUUAACUGGUUACGCUGAGCCAAAUAAUGUUUUGGAUUCAGUUGAAAAACUUAGAAUAUAUUAAAUAGAUAUUUUUACACCUGUUGUAAAAAUGUACACAAUUAGAAUGUACAUAUUGAAAUGGACUGUAUAUAUAUAUAUGAAUGAUCUCCAGAGCCUUCUCCAGUGGAAUAUAGAUAACUAUAUAUAUUGAUACUAAUUUCCCAUGUCCAUGAACGUAUAUCUACGUGCAUAUAGCUUUUCAACGCCAAUGUCGAGUUGGAAGACGUCAACUUUCACAGUUACCUGAAUGAUUCAUAAACCGCAUAAAACAAUGACGACAUACCAGCACCUACGCUACUAAAAUGAUAUGAAGUUCGCCCUUAUCACCAACGCAUCGACUCCGUAUAUCUCAAACCUUUUGUUCGCUUCAUCAAAGACAUUCAGAAUAUAUUACUAGACCUUUAAGCACAAUCCGCAAGAAUGUCAUGAAACUGAAAUAUAUUCGACGUUUCCUUUGACGUUGUCAGUUUAAAACUUUAAAUUGUGUACAAAAAUGCCUCGUGGUUUCAUUGGACUACAGGUAACAGUUAUUGGACACCGGUAUAGAAAAUUGCAGAAUAGUUUUUUUCAACCAUGUUGAAUUGGAAAGAAUUCACCCAGCGGGAAAUUUUGUUCUUGUGAAAAACACUUUCCAUUUCAAGAUCACACCAUUAUCAGCACAUUACCAACAAAUAUGCUAUACCAAUAUUCUAGUGAUGGAAACGAAUAUGACUCGGUGAGUACAGCGUGUUACUAUAUUGUCUUGGUUUUGAAAUGCAUCGUCAGUGUGAGGGUACUUUGGCAGUCAAGGAAAAACAAUUCUUCAAACAUUUCGAAAUGUUCCUGAAUCUUGGACUUGGCGCUUGGAUGAUUACGUUACACUUCCAUUUGGAACAAAUUCGAGUAUAUACUGUAACCUCGCGAAGCGAGAUGUGGACAUUUUUCCUCCGGAACAUUUUUAGGAGCUACAAGUACACGUCAAGGCACACAAUCCGUCUACUUAUCAAACAACAGUGAACAUUUCAAAAUGCAUCCAAGGUAUUACCUUCAUAAAAUAAUGUGACCAUCCUUAAACCCAAUAUUCCAACACCCGAUUUCAACCAACUUUAAAGAUGAUGUCCACUCCUGCAUGUGCACCUGCGCGAACUUUGUUUACGUUUUGAACUGCUAUAUUUGUAAAAUAUGAUAUACUAACUGAAUAUCUAACACUUUUCUGGUCCUCUAUGCUUGUAAAUGAAUAUAAACUGUACGUUUCACUUUCAAUUCAAAAAAGUUCGAAAGAUGCAAAGUUUGGGCAAUAUUUAUAUCUGGGGGUCCCCCUUUGUUAUGAACAGAACUGAUGCGCAGAACGGAGUGGAAAUCAUCUUUAAAGCCUACGGACCUCUGGGAAAGACGUGAAACAAAACUUAAUAACAUUGUUAAAUUAAAUAUACUGUGCAAAGCCAAAGAAUGAACUGAUUAGCUUAAUAUAUCAGAGCAAGUUUAUAUUUAUUUAUUAACUGUUUUUAUUCAGUGAUUGUAAUUUGUAAACGAAUGACCGCAUUUGUAAAAAAAUAUAUAUCGUUGGGACCGC
Molecule: messenger RNA, 14209 nt
Organism: Paramuricea clavata
Lineage: Eukaryota; Metazoa; Cnidaria; Anthozoa; Malacalcyonacea; Plexauridae
Source: the annotation of a GenBank genome assembly